GUGAGAGGAAAGCUGGCUGGAGAACUCAGGGGAGGGACCAACUUGGAGAAACAAACACAAUCCCCCAGCCCACAGGAUCCGGAGCCGACGCCAGAGGCGCCGAGAGAGCACCCCAGCCUGUCCACGCACACACAGCAGCUCCUUACGGCCUCCGCUGGACCCCGCAGUGCACAGGCCAGCCUGGUGGAUUGUGUCAUGUGGAUCAGCUGGUGGCUCUGGCCCCUGGUGGCCAUCUGUGCUGGAGACCAGUUCCGGGAUGAGGCUGAGAGGAUCAUGCGGGGCACACCUGUCAUCGACGGGCACAACGACCUGCCCUGGCAGCUGCUAACCAGGUUCAACAACAAGCUUCAGGUUGAGGCGGCCAACCUGACGAGUCUCACCCACACACACACCAACAUCCCCAAGCUGAAGGCUGGUUUUGUGGGGGGCCAGUUCUGGUCCGCAUACACACCCUGUGACACCCAGAACAAAGACGCUGUGAAGAGGACACUGGAGCAGAUCGAUGUCAUCCAUCGCAUGUGCCAGAUGUACCCGGAGACCUUUGUGUGUGUCACCAACAGCACAGGCAUCCGGCAGGCCUUCCAGGAGGGGAAGAUAGCCAGUCUUGUUGGUGUGGAGGGGGGCCACUCCAUAGACAGCAGCCUGGGCGUCCUGCGGACACUCUACCACCUGGGCAUGCGGUACAUGACUCUUACCCACAGCUGCAACACACCCUGGGCUGACAACUGGCUGGUGGACACAGGAGAGGACAAGGGCGAGAGCCAAGGCCUGUCACCCUUUGGCCAGCGUGUGGUGAAGGAGAUGAACCGGCUGGGGGUCAUCAUUGACUUGGCCCACGUGUCUGUGAGCACCAUGAAGGCUGCCCUUAGUCUGUCCAAGGCUCCCGUCCUCUUCAGCCACUCCUCGGCCUACAGCCUGUGUCAGCACCGGCGCAACGUGCCUGAUGAUGUGCUUCAGCUGGUGAACCAGACAGGUAGCCUGGUGAUGGUGAAUUUCUACAAUGACUACGUUUCCUGCAAAAAGGAGGCCACCCUGUCCCAAGUAGCAGACCAUCUGGAUCACAUCAAGAAGGUGGCAGGAGCUGGAGCUGUGGGCUUUGGUGGGGACUUUGAUGGUGUCUCCAGGCUCCCCUUGGGGCUUGAAGAUGUGUCCAAGUACCCAGACCUGGUGGCUGAGCUACUCAGGAGGCAGUGGACAGAAGCGGAGGUCAGGGGUGUCCUGGCCAACAACCUGCUCCGGGUUUUCGAGGCAGUGGAACGGGUGAGUGAUCACACACAAACUCCCGAGGAGGAGCCCAUCUCCCUGGACAAGCUGCAGGAUUCCUGCAGGACCAACUAUGGCUACUCAGAGGCCCCCAGCUUCCACCACCCGCCAGGGGUCCUGCUGGCCUCCCUCACCACCGUCCUCCUCGGCCUGUGUCUCCUAUGAUGCCCUGGGGUCCGGACCUCCUGGGCUCCUACAGCUCUGGGGAUACUGUGGCCCUCAGUGCAGAGAGAUUCCAGGAUGCUGCUCCCCAUGCACAAAGCCUGGGCUCUCCUGAGCAGGUACCUGGGCUCACCUGAGGCAGUAGGGCGUGGGCACUUCCAGACUAACACACACUGUACUGUCAAUAAAGGCCAACAACCCUUCUGAA
Messenger RNA from Nyctereutes procyonoides (raccoon dog), 1633 nucleotides. It is a transcript of the gene DPEP1, whose product is annotated as dipeptidase 1. The transcript is spliced from 11 exons. The coding region runs from base 196 to 1428 and encodes 410 amino acids. Lineage: Eukaryota; Metazoa; Chordata; Mammalia; Carnivora; Canidae. Gene Ontology annotation, molecular function: metallodipeptidase activity. Gene Ontology annotation, biological process: proteolysis. The record is from RefSeq and is a predicted model, not a curated record.